GCACAGUCAUGGGGCAGGGGGGACUCAGCGGCAUCCAGGCCUCAGACCUGGACAAGUACAUAGAGGACAAUCUCCUCCUUGACACCACCUUCCGCACUGAGGUCAGAAAAGCCGUCCACAUCGUGUGUGCUUUCCUGAAGGAGAGAUGCUUCCAAGGUGCGACCCACCCUGUGAGGGUCUCCAAGGUGGUGAAGGGCGGCUCCUCGGGCAAAGGCACCGCGCUCAAGGGCAGGUCGGAUGCAGACCUGGUGGUGUUCCUGAACAAUCUCACCAGCUUUGAGGAUCAGCUAAAACGACGGGGAGAGUUCAUCGAGGAGAUUAAGAAACAGCUGUACCAGUUGCAGCGUGAGGGAGGUUUUGGUGUGAAGUUUGAGGUCCAGAGUUCAUGGUGGCCCAACUCCAGGGCUCUGAGCUUCAAGCUGAGCUCCCCCCAGCUCCAGCAAGAAGUGGAGUUUGAUGUGUUGCCAGCCUAUGAUGUCCUAGGAAAUGUCAGCACGUACAGCAAGCCUGAUCCUCAAAUUUAUGCCACCCUCAUCAGGAAGGGCACCUACCUGGGGAAGGAGGGGGAGUUCUCCACCUGCUUCACCGAGCUCCAGAGAAACUUCCUGAAGCGGCGUCCACCAAAGCUGAAGAGUCUCGUCCGCCUAGUCAAACACUGGUACCAGAUGUGUAAGGAGAAGCUGGGGAAGCCACUGCCCCCGCAGUAUGCCCUGGAGCUGCUCACAGUCUAUGCCUGGGAACGUGGGAGUGGGUCCACUGAGUUCAACACAGCCGAGGGCUUCCGGACAGUUUUGAAACUGGUCACCGAGUACAGGCAGCUUCGAAUCUACUGGACAGUGAAUUAUGACUUUGAACACGAGGAAGUCUCCAAGUACCUGCACGGAAAGCUCAGAAGCACCAGGCCUGUGAUCCUGGACCCGGCUGACCCAACAGGGAACGUGGCUGGUUCAAACUCAGAGGGCUGGGGUCGGCUGGCAGGAGAGGCUGUGGCCUGGCAGCGAUACCCAUGCUUUAAGAACAAGGAUGGUUCCACAGUGCGCGCCUGGGAUGUGCCAGUGAGAAUUUGCCUUUAUCCUGUCCCCUUCCACACAGCCCCGUUCUCCUCAUCCAGUCUGUCACUGAAUGUGGACAAGAACUGGACACAGGUCCUCCUGGGAGCACAGCAGCCCUGCCCAGGAGGCUCUGCGGUCAGCGGCAUGCGCUUCUCUGCUGCUGUCCUUGACCCAGGCAGAAUGCUGCCCAAGGCCCCAGAGCAGGAGAGUCCAACCUGGGAUCAGACUCCAGGCUUGUGA
This is a messenger RNA of Acomys russatus (golden spiny mouse), 1292 nucleotides long. RefSeq names its product 2'-5'-oligoadenylate synthase 1A-like. Gene Ontology annotation, biological process: defense response to virus; regulation of ribonuclease activity; negative regulation of viral genome replication. The coding region runs from base 9 to 1292 and encodes 427 amino acids. Lineage: Eukaryota; Metazoa; Chordata; Mammalia; Rodentia; Muridae. The record is from RefSeq and is a predicted model, not a curated record. Gene Ontology annotation, cellular component: nucleoplasm; cytosol; membrane. Gene Ontology annotation, molecular function: double-stranded RNA binding; 2'-5'-oligoadenylate synthetase activity. The transcript has 7 exons.